This is a messenger RNA of Pipistrellus nathusii (Nathusius's pipistrelle), 2382 nucleotides long. NCBI's taxonomy places the organism in Eukaryota, Metazoa, Chordata, Mammalia, Chiroptera, Vespertilionidae. The record is from the annotation of a GenBank genome assembly.
AUGUUGAGUCAAGUCUGCCGCCCUGGCUUCCAGCCCUUCAACCAGUGUCUCCUGCGCUGGGCUCAAUCCACAGCUCUCUCCAGAUCCCAUCCUGCCCAGACUUCAACCGUCAGAAAUGUCCGUUCUUGGAGCAACAUCCCAUUUAUCACUGUACCCCUUAGUCGCGCACAUGGCAAGUCUUUUGCCCACCGCAGUGAGCUGAAGCAUGCCAAGAGAAUCGUGGUGAAACUCGGAAGCGCCGUGGUGACCCGAGGGGAUGAAUGUGGCCUGGCACUGGGACGCCUGGCAUCUAUUGUUGAGCAGGUGUCAGUGCUACAGAAUCAAGGCCGAGAGAUGAUGCUGGUAACUAGUGGAGCCGUAGCUUUCGGCAAGCAACGCUUGCGCCACGAGAUCCUUCUGUCUCAGAGCGUGAGGCAGGCCCUGCACUCGGGGCAGAACCAGCUGAAGGAGAUGGCAAUUCCUGUCUUAGAAGCCCGAGCGUGUGCAGCCGCGGGACAGAGUGGACUGAUGGCCCUGUAUGAAGCCAUGUUUACCCAGUACAGCAUCUGUGCUGCCCAGAUUUUGGUGACCAAUUUGGAUUUCCACGAUGAACAGAAGCGCCGGAACCUCAACGGGACACUUCAUGAGCUCCUCCGAAUGAACAUCGUCCCCAUUGUCAACACGAAUGACGCUGUUGUCCCCCCAGCUGAGCCCAAUAGUGAUCUCCAGGGGGUUAUUAGUGUCAAAGAUAACGACAGCUUGGCUGCCCGGCUGGCUGUGGAAAUGAAAACUGACCUCCUGAUUGUUCUUUCAGAUGUCGAAGGCCUUUUUGACAGCCCCCCAGGGUCAGAUGAUGCAAAGCUCAUUGACACAUUUUAUCCUGGAGAUCAGCAGUCUGUGACAUUUGGCACCAAGUCAAGAGUGGGAAUGGGAGGCAUGGAAGCCAAGGUGAAAGCGGCCCUCUGGGCUUUGCAGGGUGGCACUUCGGUGGUUAUUGCCAAUGGAACCCACCCCAAAGUGUCUGGGCAUGUCAUCACAGACAUCGUGGAGGGGAAGAAAGUCGGCACCUUCUUUUCCGAAGUGAAGCCUGCAGGCCCUACUGUUGAGCAGCAGGGAGAAAUGGCUCGAUCAGGAGGACGGAUGUUGGCCACUUUGGAACCAGAGCAGAGAUCAGAGAUUAUCCAUCAUCUGGCUGAUCUGUUGACGGACCAUCGCGAUGAGAUCCUGUCAGCCAAUAAGAAAGACUUGGAGGAGGCAGAGGGGAGACUCGCACCUCCUCUGCUGAAACGACUGAGCCUCUCCACGUCCAAACUGAACAGCCUGGCCAUCGGUCUGCGGCAGAUCGCAGCCUCCUCCCAGGACAGCGUGGGGCGAGUUUUGCGCCGCAUCCGAGUUGCCAAAAACUUGGAACUAGAACAAGUGACUGUCCCAAUCGGAGUCCUACUGGUCAUCUUUGAAUCUCGCCCUGACUGUCUACCCCAGGUGGCAGCCUUGGCUAUUGCAAGUGGUAAUGGCUUGUUACUCAAAGGGGGGAAAGAGGCCGCACACAGCAACCGGAUUCUUCAUGUCCUGACCCAGGAGGCACUCUCGAUCCACGGAGUCAAGGAAGCCGUACAGCUGGUGAAUACCAGAGAAGAAGUGGAAGAUCUUUGCCGACUAGACAAACUGAUAGAUCUGAUCAUUCCACGCGGCUCUUCCCAGCUGGUCAGAGAUAUCCAGAAGGCCGCCAAGGGGAUCCCCGUGAUGGGGCACAGCGAAGGGAUCUGCCACAUGUAUGUGGACUCAGAGGCCAGUGUCGAUAAAGCCUCCAGACUGGUCAGAGACUCUAAAUGUGAAUAUCCAGCUGCCUGUAACGCUUUGGAGACUCUGUUGAUCCACCGAGAUCUGCUGAGAACACCCCUGUUUGACCAGAUCAUUGAUAUGCUGCGUGUGGAACAGGUGAAAAUUCACGCAGGCCCCAAGUUUGCCUCCUAUCUGACCUUCAGCCCCUCAGAAGUGAAGUCCCUCCGAACUGAGUACGGGGACCUGGAGCUGUGCAUUGAGGUGGUGGACAGCGUCCAGGAGGCCAUCGACCACAUCCACAAGUACGGCAGCUCCCACACCGAGGUCAUCGUCACGGAGAACGAGAAAACAGCAGAGUUCUUCCUGCAGCACGUUGACAGUGCCUGCGUGUUCUGGAACGCCAGCACCCGCUUCUCUGAUGGCUACCGCUUCGGGCUGGGAGCUGAGGUGGGAAUCAGUACCUCGCGAAUCCACGCUCGGGGACCCGUAGGACUUGAGGGACUACUUACAACUAAGUGGCUGCUGCGAGGGCAGGACCACGUGGUCUCGGAUUUCUCAGAGCACGGAACUUUGAAGUAUCUUCACGAGAACCUCCCUGUUCCUCAGAGAAACACCAACUGA